Myripristis murdjan (pinecone soldierfish) is the source of this 2850-nucleotide messenger RNA. RefSeq names its product asparaginase and isoaspartyl peptidase 1 (gene asrgl1). The record is from RefSeq and is a predicted model, not a curated record. Bases 136 to 1068 code for a protein of 310 amino acids. Gene Ontology annotation, molecular function: asparaginase activity. The transcript is spliced from 7 exons. Gene Ontology annotation, cellular component: cytoplasm. NCBI's taxonomy places the organism in Eukaryota, Metazoa, Chordata, Actinopteri, Holocentriformes, Holocentridae.
AAACGCUGUUAACUAUUAACGCCACCUUGCCAGGCAGGUCGGUGUGCGGCUGCUGAGCAGAACCGGUUCGCUCUGCUCCUCUGCCGCUUGCAGUCUGCUGAAUGCGAGCAUACCGCUCCCUCUCAGUUGACUGACAUGUUGCCGGUGCUGGUGGUGCACGGGGGGGCGGGUCACAUCCCACCGGAGCGAGCCAAGGUGUCCAUUGCGGGGGUUCGCUCAGCAACCCGGGCCGGAUAUGCCGUCCUGCGGCGGGGCGGCAGCGCCAUGGACGGCGUGGUGGAAGCUGUGACGCAGCUGGAGAAUAACCCGUACUACAACGCAGGCUGUGGAUCGGUGCUGAACGUCAAAGGAGAGGUGGAGAUGGACGCCAUAGUGAUGGACGGCAAAACGCUGGCGAGCGGCGCCGUGUCGGCCGUUCGCAACGUAGCCAACCCUGUUCAGCUGGCGCGGCUGGUCAUGGAGAAGACCAGUCAUUUGUGUCUGACGGCGGAGGGAGCCAAUCAGUUCGCCCGGGACAUGGGCGUGGCCGAGGUGCCCGCGGAGUCGCUCAUCACCGACUACGCCCGCAUGCGCUGGAGAAAGAACCUGCAGCCCGACGCCAACCCUGUGGAGUGCCAAAUGGGGAAGAUGGGCACAGUCGGAGCCGUGGCAGUGGACAUGGAGGGCAACAUCGCCUGUGCGACCUCCACCGGCGGGAUGCUGAACAAGAUGGAGGGACGGGUGGGCGACACGGCCUGCAUAGGGUGUGGGGGUUAUGCUGACAACAAGGUGGGAGCCGUGUCACCUACAGGCCACGGAGAAGCCAUCAUGAAGGUCGUUCUGUCCAGACUCAUCCUGUUCCACAUGGAGCAAGGUCAGUCAGCGGAGGCGGCCAGUGACUCGGGCCUGGCCUACAUGAAGUCCCGGGUGGGGGGUCUGGGCGGGGUGGUGACGGUGGACCCACAGGGCCGCUGGGCCGCCCGCUUCUCCAGCCGGCAGAUGUCGUGGGCGGCGGCACAGAAGGACACGCUGCACUACGGCGUGGCGGCCGGCGAACACUUCACCCAGAGCAUCGACGAGCCGAACUGACAGCAGACAGGAGGCUCUGCACGGCUCACACACACUCUGCUUUGAAAGAUCUUCAGCCAGAGGACCGGCAUUACCGAGAAAACAACCUUAACUAAACCAAACGGCAGCAGCAAAGGACGACUUUCACUGUCAGGAGGGAGGGAGGAGUCUCAGGUCGACGAGUGGAAGAGUUGUUUUCUAAUCUAAUUUUCACUGGCAAUGCAAUUCUCAUGCCUUCAAGGAUCUAAUCGACUUAAUAUUAAUUAAUUAAUUAAUUAUGAAACAUAUUUCCACAUCCUCAUACUUUUUAUGUCUCACUCCAUCUCUCUCUCUCUCUUAUUUUUAUUUUAACUCAACUAAGUUUUAUAAAGGGUCUCAACUAGUUUGUUAUUGACAGGCGAAUAAGUUUCUCUGUCUCUCUCACUAACUCACACACACAUACACACACACACACCGACAAACUUUCACUGCACUGCAAAACAUUUAUAUCUUUGAUUAUUUCAUUUAUGUUAUAAUUAUAUUAUAAUAUUGGUAGUGUCUCUCUCUCUCUCUCUCUCUCUCUCUCUCUACAUAAUGUUAUUUUUUAUUUUCCCAAAUCUGAAUGACAACAAGCAAAUUCAGAAGUUAGAAAUAUCUGUUUGCAGUUCAUCAUUCGUGCCACAUCGCUGCAGUGAACCUGUCGUUUAUCUUUCUGAUGGAUCGAUUCAUCGUUUAGUCCACAAGGUGUCAGAAUACAGUAUUAAUUUCAUGAUGAUAUUAAUGGAGAAAAGGAGUCUUAGCAUCUUAGUGACUUUUUUUUGUGAAGCUGGACUUAGCAACUUUUUGACAUUUUUACCAGAUAAAUUAUGAAAAUUAUUACUACCUAAUAAUUAAAAACCUAGCCGGGAGUCUCAUCAUUAGUGAGCCAGCUCUCUGGUCACUGAGCUAAUAGCUAGCUAAAUUCUGUUGUGAGUAGCUUUAAUCUGUUAAAUGUGUCAAAAUGUGAACUAACUAACUAAUAUCCUCCCAGUUUUCAGAUUAUUUUGUUUCUUAUCUGGCACAUUAAGAGUGUUGGUAUGAUUUGCUUGGUCUUACAGCACAACUUGACUAUUUCAGUCAACAUCAGUAAUUAUUUUGAUAUAUUUCGAGUAAUUAGUACGUCACAUUUCAAGAUUACUUUUUGCUUCUGUGUGAAAUCUGAAACGUCAGGAACGCUAAUAUUUAGCAUGAUGCUAAUCUCUUUUAACACAGUGUGCACGUCCUGACGUGCAGCCGGAUCUUUUCUCUAUUCCUGCCACGUGAUCUGUGUUUUAAACUGAUCAGUAUUUUACUGCACAUGAAUUUAUAUUUAUAUUGAGCAAAAAUGCAUUGGGAAAAAGUGCAAAUGUCUUAAACCUACUCAGUGUUCCAAACGAAAACAGAAAAAAAGAGUAACAUGAUUAAAUAAUCAUGACAGUUUUACAUAUUUGUUUUUUUUUUUUCUCUUUCACUUAUGUCUUAAUCAUCCUGCAACCCCCAAAACUGAUCUCACCACCCUGUGGAGGGUCUCGACCCCCAGUUUGGGACCCACCGGUCGAGUGCAAUAAAACUGGCUGUAGUUUUUUUUUUUUUUUUUUUACCUCACACUGAAAUUAAAAAGAAACACUGGUUUUGAACUUUUGUGUCAUCAUAGAAAACAUGUUUCCUGUUUUUUAUUCAAUAUAAUUUUGUCUGCCAUCACUGUGAAGUUUGAAUAACUUUGUGAAGAACAGCCAGAGUGGAAGGACUGGAUGAAGUUUGGUUAAAGAAGCACUGAUGACGGUAAUAAACUCCUUUUAUCACUGA